AUGUCAGCUUCCAUCGCCGAAGACUUGAGAAUCGACAGGCUUUAUGGUGUGGAAGGUAAAGUCGCGGUGGUAACUGGCGGAGGGUCGGGCAUUGGGACGAUGAUCGCUUCCGCGUUCGUGCAGAACGGGGCCAAGGUCUACAUCGCCGCACGCAAGGAGAAGCAACUGCAGGAGGUGUGCAGUGCUCUUAACGAGAAGGGCCCGGGCAGCUGUCAUUACUUCAUAGCGGAUUUGACGACGAAGGCAGGUUGUGACAGUCUGGUUGCAGCUAUCAAGGAGAGGGAAUCCAAGAUUCACAUCCUCGUUAACAACUCCGGCAUCAGCUGGGGAGCACCAUAUGACAGUUUUCCCGAGAAGGAGGGCUGGGAUCGACUUAUGGCGUUGAACGUCAAGAGUGUAUUCUACAUGACCGUUGGGCUCACUGAUCUUCUUGCGAAAGGUUCGACGAAUGUAGACCCAGGGCGCGUUAUUAACGUCUCGUCCGUUGCCUCACUUAUCGCUACUUCAACGGAAACGUCCCUCGCUGCCAAGGGCUCGGGUCUAUGGAGCUAUGCUACAAGCAAAGCUGCUGUGAAUCAUCUGACAUCGCAGCUGGCUGUAACUCUGCUCCCGAAGCGCAUAACAGUGAACGCGAUCCUUCCAGGGACGUUCCCCUCCAAGAUGACUGCGUAUGGGUUCAAGACCAAAGGCGAUAGCCUCGAUUCGAAUAACCCAAUGGGUCGUGUUGGUCACCCUAGAGACAUCGCAGGAAUUGUGCUCUUCCUGGCUAGCCCUGCAUCUGCGUACAUCACCGGUGCACAUAUCACUGUCGACGGUGGAUCCGUGGUCUCCCGACAGAAGGCUGCUCUGUGA
Molecule: messenger RNA, 852 nt
Organism: Sparassis crispa
Lineage: Eukaryota; Fungi; Basidiomycota; Agaricomycetes; Polyporales; Sparassidaceae
Product: rhamnolipids biosynthesis 3-oxoacyl-reductase
Exons: 13
Coding region: 1-852 (283 amino acids)
Source: RefSeq, a predicted model, not a curated record